Molecule: messenger RNA, 1001 nt
Organism: Choloepus didactylus (southern two-toed sloth)
Lineage: Eukaryota; Metazoa; Chordata; Mammalia; Pilosa; Megalonychidae
Gene: CERS1
Product: ceramide synthase 1
Exons: 7
Coding region: 149-907 (252 amino acids)
Biological process (GO): ceramide biosynthetic process
Cellular component (GO): membrane
Molecular function (GO): sphingosine N-acyltransferase activity
Source: RefSeq, a predicted model, not a curated record
GCCGAGCACUGCGCACCUGGCGCAGCCCGAGCUUCUGCUGCUGGCGAUCGGCGCGCUCGGCUGGACGGUGCUGCGCUCGGCCGCCCCAGCGCGCCUCUUUCGGCCCCUGGCCCAGCGGUGCCGCCUCCAGCCCAGAGAUGCCGCCAAGAUGCCCGAGAGCGCCUGGAAGUUCCUCUUCUCCCUGGGCGCCUGGAGCUACAGCGCUUACCUGCUGCUCGGCACCGACUACCCCUUCUUCCAUGACCCGCCCUCCGUCUUCUAUGACUGGACGCCCGGCAUGGCAGUGCCGCGGGACAUCGCGGCCGCUUACCUGCUGCAGGGCAGCUUCUAUGGCCACGCCAUCUACGCCACGCUCUACAUGGACGCCUGGCGCCGCGACUCAGUCGUCAUGCUCCUGCACCACGUCGUCACUCUCGUCCUCCUGGUCUCCUCCUACGCCUGCCGGUACCACAACGUGGGGGUCCUCGUGCUGUUCCUGCACGACAUCAGUGACGUGUUGCUCGAGUUCACCAAGCUCAACAUCUACUUCAAGCUGCGCGGCGGCUCCUACCACAGGCUGCACGGCCUGGCUGCCGCCAUGGGCUGCGUCAGCUUCAGCAUCAGCUGGUUCUGGUUCCGGCUCUACUGGUUCCCGCUGAAGGCCCUCUACGCCACCAGCCACUGCAGCCUGCGCGCCCGGCCCGACAUCCCCUUCUACUUCUUCUUCAACGCGCUGCUGCUGGCGCUCGCCGCCAUGAACCUCUACUGGUUCCUGUACAUCGUGGCCUUCGCCGCCAAGAUGCUGACCGGCCAGAUGCGGGAGCUGAGUGACCUGCGCGAGUACGACGUGGCUGAGCCCCCCGGCCCUGCACCCGGCAAAGCGGAGGAGCCGCUGCGGAACGGGCUCGUCAAGGAGAAGCGCCUCUGAGCCCCGCCCCCUCACCGGCCCCGCCCAGACCCGCCCCUAGCCCUAGCCCCGCCCCCGCCUCAGCCCGGGCCCCCGCCCCCCAGCCCGACAGGUC